AGCUGUCCCUGUCCCCUCUGCAGGUAAACCACAGUGGCCACUACAGCUGCAGGGGCUGGUUGGACUCCCAGCUGUCAUUGUGGGCACAGUCGGUGCUGGUGACAGUGACAGUGCAGAGUGAGCACACCAGGGCAUCCCAGUGUGGAGGGACCCCUGUGUUGGAAUUAGGGACCACUGGUGCGCUGGGUGUGACCCAAUGGGGGGAUCCCGGUGAAAACAGGACACCCGGUGUGACCGAACCCCCUUGUCCCGCAGCCUGGUUGGUGCUGCAGGUGCCGGUGGGGCUGUGCUGGAGGGGGACACGGUGACACUGUCCUGACGGGGCUGGCAGGAUGUGUGGGUCACCGAGGUGCGAUUCUUCCAUGGGGACAAGGAGGUGGGGAGGCCUCCCUAUGGGACCAAGCUGUCCGUGUCCCUACUGCAGCUGCACCACAGCGGCCCCUACCACUGCGAUGGCUGAGUGCACUCUGAAGUGUCACUGUGGGCACAGUCAGCGCCAGUGACAGUGACAGUGCACAUGCCCGUGGCCAAUGCCACCAUCACCCCCGGUGCCCUGUCACACCCGGUGCGUGCAGGUGACAACGUGACCCUGCGCUGCUCGGUGCAGGUGGGCUCAGCCCCUGUCACCUUCACCUGGCUGCACAACGGGCAGGAGGUGGCCCGGGGUCCCCUCCUGGAGCUCAGGGAUGUCAACGUGGGACAUUCGGGCACCUACCAGUGCGUGGCCACCAACCAGCUGGGACAGGACGGGCACCGCGUGUUCCGGGCACCCAGCCCAGAGCUGGCCCUGGAGGUGACACCCCACUCACCCUGGGUCACAGGUGGGAUCACACAUGGUUGCCAGGGUGUUCCGGACCCCUGGGGUUCAGGGUGACCCUGAUGUGUCCCCCUCUGUUUCUUGCAGGGGCGCAGGGGUCGGUGGGGCCCUUUUGUUCCUGCUCCUGCUCGUGGGUGUCAUUGUGGCCUGCCACCGGUGGCGCCGUGUGGGUGGGUGACAAUGGGGGGACAGGGGUCGUGGAGAGAGGUGGGAAGGCCCCCAGAGAAGGGGGGCCAUAGGGCAGCACCCACAGCCCCUGACUUGGGAGGCACUGAGCCCGCAGUGCCCAUGGCUCCGAGCCCUGGGGAGGGGUUGGAGGGUCCUGCAGGGAUGUUGGGGGUUCUGUCAGGGGUCCCCCUCCCUGCCAGGCUCUGGCUUCUGGGGGCUCAGGGUGUUGGUGCUAGUGGGGUGGUUCAGGGAUACUGAGGGGGCAUCAGGGAUACUGGGGGGCCUGGGGAGAAUU
Molecule: messenger RNA, 1280 nt
Organism: Motacilla alba alba
Lineage: Eukaryota; Metazoa; Chordata; Aves; Passeriformes; Motacillidae
Product: B-cell receptor CD22-like
Exons: 2
Coding region: 518-874 (118 amino acids)
Biological process (GO): axon guidance; homophilic cell-cell adhesion; dendrite self-avoidance
Cellular component (GO): axon; plasma membrane
Molecular function (GO): cell-cell adhesion mediator activity
Source: RefSeq, a predicted model, not a curated record